UUUACGGGGUAGGAGAAAUUCCCAGAACAUCUACCUAACACCUGUUCGGAUACCACGGUGUCUGCAGCAUGGCUAGCUCGAUGGACUUCGGAAUUCCGGCUGGAGAUGAAAGCGACGCCAGUAGUGAUGAGUGGGACGUCGGCUCUUUCCCGGAAAAGAGUUAUUCUUUCAUCAAGAGUUUGGAUGAUGAUGUAACAGCAGAGGAUAACAUCUCUCUGCUGAAACGAGCCAUCAGUAAAGAAGACGUAAGCACUGUUGAGCAGCUGUUGGACAAAGGAGUGAACGUAGAAACCAGGCUGGGCUUCAACUGGACCCCUCUGAUGUAUGCUGUCAGUGUGGCCAACUACGACCUAGCCAAACUGCUACUGGACAGAGGAGCCAGUGCCAACUUCAGCAAAGGUAACUGGACGGUGCUCAUGGCCAGUUGCACCUCACGUGCCAAAGAAGGCAAAAUUGCACGCUGCGUGGAGCUUCUGUUGUCAAGGAAUGCUGAUCCCAACAUGGUGGACAGCUCACAACAAACCACCUUGAUGUUGGCAGCCAGGGAGGGCUACAGUAGGAUCAUAAACCUCCUGGUUUCCCACGGCGCUGAAAUCAACACCCAGGACAAGAACGGAUUCACGGCCUUGUUCAUAGCAGUGCAGUUUGGCAGAGAUGAGGCGGUGCUGAAGCUCCUCCAACUGGGAGCAGACAAAACUAUAAGAACAAAGAGUGGCGAAAGCCCUGCUGAUCUGGCUGAGAGGCUGAAACGCACACGGAUAGCUCGUAUUUUGGAAUCUUCAUCCCAGCUUUCUGCUGCUCAACCCCUCUGUUCUGUGGAGGAGAGUGGGUCUAAACUCCUCCAGACAAACCCAGAGUGUCUGUCUUCCAGGGCAUGUGCAACGGUGCUAGAUGAACUGGAGCUUCUCCUUCAUGGUCUAGAUCUGGGACACCUGACCAACAUCAUAACUGAAAAUGACAUCUCCUGGAACUACCUGUUGACCAUGGACAAGGAGGACUUUGAGAAGAUUGGGAUCACAGACUCUGGAGACCAGCAGAAGCUGAUGAAUGCUGUGAAGCAGGUACAGCAAGACAAAGUAGACUUGGAUUCAAUCAGUCAUCUGGGAGCAGUUGGUCCUGGGGUUGAAGAUCUGCUAAACUUCCUCCUAACGGUGAAUCAGCAGUGCUGCUACCUGACAGAAACCCUUCAGGAUGUUGCCAACCGUUUCCCUCGUCAGACCUCUCAGCUGGUCUUCUUUCUGGACCCUAAAAAGGAAGCUCAGAUGGCCUGUAACCAGCUGGUUCUUCAAACCAACAACCUGCAUAAGGAAGUCAUCUGCCUCCGCAAUCUGCUGCUCCAGGUGGAUGAAGCUACAGACGGCUGUCGGCUUCCUCUGCCUGGCUGUCAGAAAGGCUGGAGAUCCAUGAGCUGCUUUGCCGCAGGAAUGCUCGGAGCUGCCAUCCUCGUCCUGAUCUGCAGAGCUUCUGGUGGCCGCGGCUGCACACAGAUGUUCCAGAACGUCCUCUAAUCACACCUGUCCCAACGUUAAAGCCCCUGCUCUCUGGUCCGGUCUUUUAGAAAAGGCUUUUCAUGUUCAGGAAAACUUUUAUUUUAACCAAAGGCUUUCAACUAAUCCUAAUCUCAACUCGUUUUAAGUUUUAUGGCUUUAUUUGUUGUUUCAAGGUAUUUAUUUGGUUUAGUGUUUCUAAAAUACCAGAUGAUUGAUUGUUUUUCUUUAAAACAAUAAAAAGUUUUCAAACA
This is a messenger RNA of Nothobranchius furzeri (turquoise killifish), 1741 nucleotides long. It is a transcript of the gene asz1, whose product is annotated as ankyrin repeat, SAM and basic leucine zipper domain containing 1. Lineage: Eukaryota; Metazoa; Chordata; Actinopteri; Cyprinodontiformes; Nothobranchiidae. Gene Ontology annotation, cellular component: pi-body. Gene Ontology annotation, biological process: piRNA processing. Gene Ontology annotation, molecular function: protein binding. The record is from RefSeq and is a predicted model, not a curated record.